AUGAUUAGCGAAAUUUGCAUCGCCAUCAUUGAGCUUAAGGACACGGUGCGCAGCGUCCAGUUGAUAUCGUUCUACACACCGAAACUUGGCAAGAGCGAAGCGAGCGAUGAUGAUCGGUCGUCACCCGGUGUGUCUGAACACAUAAUUUUCAGUCAGCGUUUGAGGUUCAUCCAUGGAGGCAGCAUGACUUCGGUGAGCGAACGUGGAAGCUGGGCCUCCAAGACUGAGUUUAUUCUGUCGUGUCUGGGCUAUGCCAUCGGUAUUGGAAAUGUCUGGCGUUUCCCAUAUCUGUGCUACCGGAACGGAGGCGGAGCGUUUUUGAUCCCGUACUUGAGCAUGCUGUUCUUCUGUGGGAUACCGUUGUUUUUUCUGGAAGUUUGUCUCGGACAGUUUACCGGCCGAGGUUGCGUAACAGUGUUCAAAAUAGCUCCGCUGCUGAAAGGAGCUGGGUGGGCAAUUGUGGUGAUCAAUUUCAUAUGCACGUCGUAUUACAACGUCAUCAUUGCAUAUCCGAUCUUGUUUCUGUGGAAAUCUUUGCGAAGUCAGCUACCGUGGGAGAAUUGCAGUAACGAAUGGAAUACGGAGCGAUGCCUGGAAUUGCGGGGUUCAGAAAAGGCGCAGAUACUGAUGAACAACAGUAUGCUAAGUCCGACAGAGCGUUGGCGAACUCCAGCUGAUGAGUUUUUCCACAAUGAAAUUCUACACAUUUCGGAUGGGAUUGAAUCUCCCGGAACCAUCGUGUGGCCGCUAUUCGUAUGCAACAUUAUCGCUUGGGUGAUCAUCUAUGCGUGUCUAAUCAAUGGUGUGAAAUCCGUUGGAAAAGUGGUUUACUUCACGGCUACUUUUCCGUUCCUGGUGCUGGGUGUGUUGUUCGUGCGUGGAAUUACCCUACCAGGAGCGAUGGAAGGAAUACGGUUCUACAUUCUGCCCCAGUGGAGUCAGCUCACCAAUCUGAAGGUGUGGGCAGAUGCAGCGAUUCAGAUCUUCUUCUCGCUGGGACCGGGUUGGGGCGGAAUCGUUAAUAUGGCCAGCUACAACCAGUUCAAGAACAACACCAAGUUCGAUUCAAUAUUGAUCCCUGUCGUGAACUGUGGGACGAGCAUCUUUGCGGGAUUCGUUGUAUUUUCAGUGUUGGGUUAUUUGUCACAUCAAACGGGUCUUCCGGUUUCGACGGUUGCGACUGGAGGACCCGGUCUAGCGUUCAUUACUUACCCGGAGGCAAUUGCGAUGCUACCAUUUCCGCAAAUGUGGGCUUCGUUAUUUUUUAUGAUGCUGUUCUUUUUGGGUGUUGAUAGUAUGUUCGUGCAGAUUGAAGCCAUAAUGUCAUCAGUUUUCGACGAAUUCCCAAAAUUGCGAAGGUGGAAAAGGUUCAUUACAUUAGUAAUGUGCUUCAUAAUGUUUUUAUUUUCUACUUCGUGCACUACAGAGGGCGGAAUGUAUUUGCUCCAGUUGCUCGAUUGGUACUCAGCCUCGAUCUCGGUCAUAUUGAUUUGCAUCAUUGAAGUCGUCGCGGUGGCAUGGAUCUAUGGAGUGCGUAAUUUCGUGCGCGAUGUUGAGUUCAUGAUCGAUCGGACCGUCGAUCGUUUCUGGAUCGUUUCAUGGAAGUUUGUCACCCCUGUCAUUUUGUCGUUUAUUUUCAUCACAACCAUCGUUUACAAUACCGAGGUUACAUACAAUGGCAUUCGGUAUCCUAAAUGGGCAAUUGUUAUGGGUUGGAUGAGCUGCGUCUCAUCCAUGAUAUGUAUUCCUGUUUAUGCUUUUUUCAAGGUUUAUUCUGGUAAGGGUUCUCUAACGAAGAGAAUUAAAACCAAUUUGAUCCCAUUUGAUUGGGGUCCAGCAGAUGAUCUGCAAAGGUCUUUAUGGCAGAGUCACAUCGAGAUGAAUUCAAUCAAACACUGAUUUAGAGUUUAACAGGCAACACUUGGAACAGAUCAUA
Molecule: messenger RNA, 1936 nt
Organism: Armigeres subalbatus
Lineage: Eukaryota; Metazoa; Arthropoda; Insecta; Diptera; Culicidae
Product: sodium- and chloride-dependent glycine transporter 1
Exons: 8
Coding region: 1-1899 (632 amino acids)
Biological process (GO): sodium ion transmembrane transport
Cellular component (GO): plasma membrane
Source: RefSeq, a predicted model, not a curated record